Molecule: messenger RNA, 2343 nt
Organism: Lingula anatina
Lineage: Eukaryota; Metazoa; Brachiopoda; Lingulata; Lingulida; Lingulidae
Product: U3 small nucleolar RNA-associated protein 25 homolog
Biological process (GO): maturation of SSU-rRNA from tricistronic rRNA transcript (SSU-rRNA, 5.8S rRNA, LSU-rRNA)
Cellular component (GO): nucleolus; small-subunit processome
Molecular function (GO): rRNA binding; U3 snoRNA binding
Source: RefSeq, a predicted model, not a curated record
ACAAACAUGGCGCGGCCCAAGGGAAAGCGUGGAAGAAAACAAACUACGAAAAAACGCAAGUUUUUCGCCGGUAAAACGAAUAAAAAGGAUAAAAAGCACAUAAAGCAGUUUGGAGAGAUUCAUCCAGCAGAUGAAGAGAGUGUCCCAAAGACAAAGUACAAAAAAGUUAAAGAUGAACCAUUGACUUCCUCUCUACAGGAACUUUCCAGUUCAAGCGAUGAGGAAGAGGAAGAAGUCAAUCCAUAUCAAGUUCUCAUGUCAACAAUGUCAAAAAAUAAAUCACUGAAAGACAAAGAAUUGUCAUCAGAAGAUGAAAUGUCUGGAGAUGAAACAUCGGAGGAUGAAAGCAAGACAGACACAGUCAAAGAACUGGAAGAGGAAAGAGAAACUGAGAGUGAAGAGGAAGGAAUAGAAGAAAGUACUUUUCAGAAAGAAAAGAAAAAUAUUAAGACACAUGAAAAAACAAGUACUCAAGAUGAUAUACAGUCAGAUAUAUCUGUUGAAGAGACUGAAGAGGAUGAAACUGGUAUUAGCACAGACUCGGAAGAAGAAUCAGAAGAGGAACAGGCAACUGAACAAAAUGUACCAGAUAGGAAAAGUGAUCCUUUUAACACACACUUGAGAGAUUUAGAUGAAGAGACAGUAAAGCUGCUAGAGGAAGGAAAGGGGAACAACAAGGAGGAAAUACAGCUUCCUGAGCUUGGUCAUUGUGUUUUCUCCUGGCAUGCCUGUAUACCAAAGUCAAUACCAGAGCCUAAUAAAGCUAAUCUUUAUGAAUUACAUGUGAAACAGAAGUUAUGUGAACAUUUGAAGGAGAUAAAUCCUAGAAUCUCACAUGAUUUAUCAGGAGACCUUACUCUCUUACAGAAGGAGUUGUUUUCUUUCAUCAAUGACUAUAAGGACGUGUACUAUCCUUGUCGCACACAUAUAAAUGGAGAGGCAGUACGACUGGUAUACUGUCUCCAUGUUCUCAAUCAUGUGCUGAAAACAAGAAGUCAUGUUAUUGCUCACAAUUCCAAAAUAAAGAGCAAGAAAGAGGAGAGUAUGGAUGAAUAUAGGGAUCAGGGCUUGACGCGACCAAAAGUACUAAUUUUAGUACCAUUUAGGGACAGUGCUCUGCGUAUUGUCAAUAUGUUCAUCAAACUUCUUAUGCCAAAAGAAGAGACUUUUGUCAGCAAUAAGAAGCGGUUCCAGUCAGAAUACAGUCAAGAUGAUGAAGACAUUAGAAAAGGAAAGAAACCAGAGGACUAUGAAGCUUUAUUUGCGGGAAACAUCGAUGAUCAUUUCCGUAUUGGAAUGGGUGUAGCAAGAAAAAGCUUGAAACUCUAUACUGAUUUCUACUCGUCUGAUAUCAUCAUUGCAUCUCCACUGGGUCUGAGGACACUCAUAGGAUCAGAGGGUGACAGUGACAGGGACUACGAUUUCUUAUCAUCCAUAGAAGUCCUGAUUAUGGACCAGUCUGAUGUAUUUCUCAUGCAAAAUUGGGAUCAUGUAUUGCAUAUUAUGUCCCAUAUCCAUCUACAACCUCAGGAUCCACAUGGUGUGGACUUUUCUAGAGUCCGUAUGUGGACACUAAAUGGAUGGUCAAGGUUUUAUCGCCAGACCCUUGUGUUCAGCUCCACUUCAACUCCGGAACUUAAUUCAUUAGUCAACAAGUACUGUCACAACUAUGCCGGUCAGUUAAUGGUCAGCCCAAGCAUUGGACGGGGAGUGAUAUGCCAAAUCAUAACCCAGUUACCACAGGUAUUUCACAGGAUAGAUUGUGAUAGUCAUAGUCAAUUAGCAGAUGCAAGGUUCAAUUUUUUCAUCAAAAAGGUCCUGCCCCAUCACCAAGACCCAGUGAUGUCCCAAACCUUAAUCUUCCUACCAAGCUACUUUGAUUAUGUCAGAUUAAGGAACCAUUUCAAGAAGGAAGAAGUAGAUAGCAUGUGCCUGUGCGAAUACAGUAGUGAUAGCGUUAUAUCGAGAGCCAGAAGUCUGUUUUACCAUGCCAGAAUUCAUUUUCUUCUGUACACGGAGAGGCUUCAUUUUUACAGAAGGUUUAUCAUCCGAGGAAUCCGCCACGUAAUUUUCUACGCACUGCCACAGUACUCCCAUUUUUACAGCGAACUAUGUAACAUGCUGCAGGAUCCUAAGCAAACCCAGAGGACAGAGGACGUGACCUGUACAGUUCUGUAUUCUAAAUAUGAAGCCCAUCGAUUGGCCGCAGUAGUGGGCAAGGAAAGAACGGGACACAUGCUGAGAACUGAUAAACCUGUGCACAUGUUUGUCACUGGGGAGACAACUUGAGAAGCUCGGGGUGUGGAUUUAGGCUAAAUUAACACUCAAGGGCCCAUUCCCCAU